AUGCCCUCGCUAGUGCAAAUCCUCGGACUUACUGCCUUGGCAAGGCUGAGUGCUGCUCUUCCAGCAACAGUUGACUACAAUGUUCCCUCGGAAGCUGGAAGUGUUCUCAACCUAAAUGUGGCCCUUCGCAACAGUACCUACACUGUGAAAGCCAACGACACCAUUCACACCAUUGCAAAGAAAUAUGGUGUCGGAGCUUGCGACGUUGCCCGAGUGAACGUCCUUGCUGACCCCAACUACCUCUACGUGGAUGAACCAUUGCUCAUUCCCAAAAUUGCUACAUUCCCCGACGACACCUCGUGUUUCAGCACAAAUAACACCGAAGCAACCGCAACCUGCAUCUACGGUGGUCCUCACGUCUACACCAUCCUGCCCGGUGAUACAAUCCAGAAAAUUGCCAAUGAACGGUACAACAUCACAGUCGAGUCGAUUAUGGACAACUCCCCUCAGACAGGGUACAUUGCCGCUUUAGCUCCGGGCCCUCAUGAUGUCUUGGAAGCGGGGGAGACAGUCAAGAUUCCUAUCUGUGAUAACACGGCUUGCACAUUUACCCAAUUUACAUUCGACUAUGGCACACUGCAGGACUACGCAACGAUAUAUAACAUUACUGUGGGCCAGAUCAUGGCUCUUAACCUUGGUUAUAACCACACCGAUGCUUCAGGUGUUCCUUUGGUUGUAUUGGCUGACUGUGAGAUCACGAGCUGA
This is a messenger RNA of Penicillium verhagenii, 705 nucleotides long. RefSeq names its product LysM peptidoglycan-binding domain-containing protein. The transcript is spliced from 2 exons. The coding region runs from base 1 to 705 and encodes 234 amino acids. The record is from RefSeq and is a predicted model, not a curated record. Lineage: Eukaryota; Fungi; Ascomycota; Eurotiomycetes; Eurotiales; Aspergillaceae.